GCAUUCAGGUUCAAAUAGUCACUUUCUGACCACUUCUACCAUGGGAAAAUACGAAUGGAAAGUUUUGUUCAAAUCAAAAGGGGUGCAGUGAAAAAGUGAUUGAAAUCAAAUGGAACGACCCUUUUGACAGUGAAUAUCAGUGAAUGCAAAGUUUAGCUGUGAGUGUUCAGUCAUGUUGUGCCUGGUCAUUGUAAACUGAAUGACACCGAAUACAUACUCACCAAUUCCCCCCAUCGUUACCCCUCCACUCCCAACUAGACGAGGGCUGAAUCCCCCCCACAGAGUGAAGUCCAUCUCUAUGACCACCUUCACGCAACAGGAAAUUGAAUUCCUACAGAAACACACCAACGAGGUAAUGCCAUUAAGUAAUGUAAUGUACUAAGAAAUGUGUACUUCAAUCCUAGUCCUGGGGAUCUGCAGGGAGUGCAGGCUUUUAUUCCAGCCUAGCACUAACAAAUCCGAUUCAUUUGAAGGUAUAGAUGAUUAGUUGAUUCAGAUGUGUUAGUAUUGGGCUGGAACAAAAGCCUGCUUACCCUGUGGGUCCCCAGGACCAGCAUUGGAAAAACACUGGAUUAGUAUCUUUGUGCAUGUCUGCCUCCUCAUGUCUGCUUUCUUUAUUUGAAGUUUAUUUUGUUUCUCUCAAGGGAGAUUAUUGGCAUUCCUUUUUCUCUCUCGCGCUCUCUCUCCACGCCCUCUCCCCAAACACUUUCUCUCCUCUAGGUUUGUAAACACAUCUGGUUGGGGCUGUACGACGACAGGACAUUGGUUGUUCCAGACUUCCACGAACCACAGAAAGUAAAAGAAUUCCUCCAGGAAAAGUACGAGAAAAGGAGAUGGUGAGAUGCUUCAUUUCAGUUCAUUCAUCUGUUUGUGGUUCACUGAGCUUCACUCAUUUGCCUUCUAUUGCGUUGUGUGAACUGAACAUCUUCAAAAGCAGAAGAAUUUGAUUUGAUUUGAAGAGCCGACAGUUUCUAUUGUGAUGUAUUAAGGGGAAAUCCCUCUCAGAACUCUCAAUGUAUAAUCUUAUGAAUUCACCUUAAAAAAAACAAGUAACAGCCCAUUUUUACAUGUCAAAAUUAUUUCACCUUGGGAACUCCCCAUCGAUUCCACCCAUGGAUCUAUUUUUAUUUAUGGUUGUGUUCACACAGGUACGUCCCUCCAGACCAGGCUAGGACGGUAGCCACAGCCCAGGCCUCCAAGUCGGGCUCCUCAGCUAGCAGCACAGGCAGCACCCCGGAGAUCCAGCCCCUGAAAACCCUGCAGCUCAACAAGACCCCCCCAACGCGUCAGGUAUUUCCCCCAUCUUCUUUCCUAACAUAUGGCGUAAUACAUUUCAGGCUGAUGCGCUUUUGAGUCAUUUCCUAACAUAUGGCGAAAUCCAUUUUAGGCUGAUGCAACAUUUUUUUUCAUGAUUUUGUCUAGGGUAAAUUCAAUCACUUUAAACGUAAUCACUUUUUGACAGCACCCCUUUUGAUUUGAAUGAAACCUUCCAUAGAUAUUUGUACAAGUGCUCAAAGUGACUUUUUGGACCUGAAUGCCAAAACAUUCAAGAGAUAAUGGUGCUCAAAGUUGACCCAUUUUUGCAUACACCACCAAACCAUGAGACAUCCAUGUCUUCAUCACUGGGAAAUAUAAUUUGUUGAGAUUGAUAACAUUUGAACGUUUAUAAACAGCGUUGUCAAACCAUUUUUUUAUUACAUACAUUUUCUAAAAACGUGUAAAUGCGUUUAAAAAAAAAAAAUAGAUUUUCACAUAUGUUGUAGUUUAGACUGUAUUUUACAUCUUUUUGUGUUGUUUUUGUGUUGUGCCUGCCAUCUGUUGAGACACAACAUGCUCUUGAAUACAGGGUGGGUGUUAUGUUUUGGCUGAUAAAUGUACGAAAAUAUUAAUACAAUGGAAAUGUCAACUUUCAAAUGGUACCACAAAGAUGGUUGGAGGUCCACACUUCAGAGAAUGUUGACUUGAAUGUUUUAUUUAUUUUAUUGUAUUUAUUUAACCUUUAUUUAACUAGGCAAGUCAGUUAAGAACAAAAACGUAUUUACAAUGACUGCCUACCCUGGCCAAACCCUCCCCUAACCCGGACAACGCUGGGACAAUUUGUGCACCGCCCUAUUGGACUCCCGAUCACGGCCGGUUGUGAUACAGCCCGGGAUCGAACCCGGGUCUGUAGUGAUGAUUAUCUCAAUGAACAUAAUAGCAUUUUCAUUAGUCUGUUUCUCUAGGCUGUAAGUAAAAAUGAAAAACCUUUAGUUUAAGAGCUAAAUCCAUCACAAAGAAAUCCAUUAUAAUUUUGUUUUGGCAGGUCAAAAGAAACAUUAGAAAGAAAACAGAAUAGCAUAUUUUAAGUGUAUUAUGUUACUAGUCUUUGCUUAGUAGCCUGAGCAAUACUGACAAGCGAGUGCUCAUGAAUGCAUGGACAGCGCAGUUAUUCUUGGGAAAAGUGAUAUUUGGAAAUGGAGAACUGCAGAAUAUGCUCUUUCUAAUACUAUAUAGCAAUCAGAACGUUUUACCUUCUUUUUUUAUUUAUUUAACCUUUUAUUUAACUAGGCAAGUCGGUUAAGAUCAAAUUCGUAUAUACAAUGACUCUCAAGGCGCGCUGUCAAAUUAUUUGCUGUAAACAUAUUUGCUGAUAAAUAGACAUAAUACAAAUGUAAAGAAUUAAUUGCAUAAAGAAAUAUUCGUGAAAAUAUAUAUUCAAUAUAUACGUCCUACAGCACAUUUGUAUUGGCCAAGUAAGGUAGGAAUAGGUGUGGAGAGAAGAAAAAAUGGGUAAAAAGCUCUAAAUACUGUACUGAUUUAAAAAAAUUCGGACAACUUAGAAUUUAACUUGUACCAGCUUAAUUGUGGUGGUCUGAAGGGAUUGGUCCAUUCUAUGAGUUCUAUUUCUAUGAUUGAAAUGACAGCCACCCUGUAUUCAAGAGCAUGUUUCAACCGAUGGCGGGCACAACACAUCAUCAGAUGUGAAAUAGGGUCCAAGCUACAGUACAACAUUAUGCGUUUUUAGAUAAUUUAUGUUUAAGGUUUAAAAAUGACAAUUUCUAUUAACUUUUUUUUCAAGAAAUUAUGAAAUAGUUUGUCAACACUGUUUGUAAGCUUUUAAAUGAUAUACAUCUCAACCGUUUAUCUUUUACAUGGGCAAACAUGUAUAGAAAGUUUUGUUUAAAUCAAAAGGGAUGCAGUCAAAAAGUGAUUGAAUUCAAACCCUCUAAUCAUUUAUAUAAGUCAAUGGGUGCAACCCCAAAUGUCCCCAGUUCUUUUUCUUUAAAGCAUACCAUCAUUCCUCAUGCCCUUCCAUCUCUUUCCCUCUCCCUCUGCCAGUCGCCAGUGGUGGUUCGCUCCCAGGCCUAUCCUAUAGUUCAGGAGAAGAAGUUUGACCUCCUCUCUGACCUGGGUGGAGACAUCUUUGCUGCUCCGCCCUCUCAGGCUACCAGCAACUCCAACUUUGCCAACUUUGCAAAUUUCCCCAGCCAGUCAGGUAAUGAGUGGAAAUGGCCUUCACUCAAACUAACUUCUGUUUAAGUCAAAUUUUCAUUUAGUCGUGCAAUAAUGUAAAAGAGAGACUAAGUGAAAAUUUGACUUCAAUGGCAGUUCAGGAGUUUCCCAAUAUUGAGUAGAUUCUAAUUGUUUGUCUUCAAUGAGACAAUCAAAUCUUGAGGGCUUGGAAAUUAGCAGUUAUAGAGUGUAGUGUAAUAAGACUGCACACAUCAUUAUAAUAUGUUUGUGUUAAAUCAUUGUCAUUUGCCACUCCUCCCAUGUACCAUAACACCAUUAUGAUUUCCUCAUUCCUCACAUUGUCAGUGUUUUGUGUUUCCUCCUCUGUGGUUUGCAGCGACUCAGGUUAACUCAAAUGCCGACUUUGCCAACUUUGAGGCGUUUGGCAACUCUGGAGUACCUUCACAUUUCAGCACCUCACCCCCCUCACAGUCCUUUGCAUCAGGUACCCCUGGGUCCCAUUCUCAUACAAACCCUCUCAUUUACAUUAUAUCUGUUCCAAGCCCAACAGGGUGGACAACAUGUUAUGUUAUUUUUGGGUGUUAGUGUCCAUGUCCAUUGCCAUGUGCAUGAAUGAGUAUAUAUCUGACCCCUGUGUAUGUGUCUCUCUCGCGCUCUGUAGGGCGAGGUGUCCCAGUGCCGUCGGUGGCCGGUGCUGUACCGGCUCCGUCCCAGCUGGGCAACUCGGCAGAGGACCGCUACGCUGCCCUUGCUGAGCUGGACAACGAGCUGAGCUCCUCGGCCCCCACAGGGAGCAGUGUCCAGGGGUGAGAGACAGACACCACUUCAAAACAUGACACUAAAAAUACAUUUUAGAUUUGCACACUAACACUGCCUCUGGAUCUCGCUAAAACUUGUUUUUUAUGAUUCAAUGAGAUAACAAAUUGAUUCAUGUUAUGUAUUUAUGUGAAUCUAGGAAUAUGUUUGGAGCUGUGUUGGGAACCUCGCCUGCCCAGACUCAGCCAGUAUUACCCAGCAUGCAUGUGCAGCAAGGCUUUGGAGGUGAGUGGAUUGUGUUACACGUACCUGUACUUUGUUUUCUGAAAUGGGUGACCCUCAAAAGUAAUGAAAACAUAAUGUAAUGUCCUGUUUCAGCCGUCCAGUCCAAUAACCCAUUUGUUGCCCCCGCCCCGGAUAUGGCCACCAACCCCUUCCAGACCAAUGGUAUAGCACCGGCCGCAGGUGUGUGUGUGUGUGUGUGAGCACGGGAAAGUGCAUGCAUACAUACAUACCGUGUGUGUAUGGUUGAAGUCAGAAGUAUGAACACAAGCAUGCUUAAAGGGCAUGUUUGGGCCUCUGCUGGUUAAUGAGUGUCUAUUUGUCUGAAAUGGCAUUGUAGUAGAUACUGUACAUUGAAAGGUACGUUUGUGUGCCACUGUGUUUGUGGUCCUCACUCUGCCCUCCCCUCUCUGUGUGUCCUAGCCUCGUUUGGCACAGGUUCUGUGAGUAUGCCUGCUGGCUUUGGAAACCCCUCCUCUUACUGCCUCCCGACCAGUUUCAGUGGGACCUUCCAGCAGCCCUUCCCAGGCCAGGCCCCCUGCCCUUACCCCCAGUCGGGGGCCUACCACCCCCAGCAACCCAAUGGUAAGUAGUGUGCCCUCUCCUCCUUAGUAGUCUCACCCAUAUCACAAUAUCGUUUGGACUUUACUUCAAAGCAAAAUAUUGUGUUGUGACUCACCAAAUGUUUAGAAUUUUCUUGUGAGCCUGCGCUAUAAACAAAGGUUGUAUUUCUGGCUAGUAUCCCUGUAACGGUAAAUGUGAAAACUUUUCUAUUUGUAAUAACUUUUAGAUUUUUUUAUGUAAUAAACCCAGUAAAUGUAAUAACUUGCUGGUAAUCGUAAUAAAAUGUUGAACGUUACACGUAAUAACUUUUUCUGCUAAAUGUAAUAGUUAUUACAUUAACUGGUGAGUAACAACUUAUUUAAAGAAUAAUGUAAUAACUUCAACCAAUGUAUGCACAGUCACACACACACACACUGAUAAAAAAAAAAGUCCUGAAUGAAUCUGUAGGCCCUAGUAUUAAACAUGUAAUCUACAAUAGUUCCGUGCAAACAAGAGUCGUUAAGACGUCCCCGGGAUGUCACAAAAUGGUCGCCAGGACAUUGUGUCAUAGUCCCCUGGCGGUUUUGUCUAGUUCCCGGUUGGUCUAGGGGACGUCCCUGAGGAUGUUUUUAGGACGUUCUUUGGACAUUGUGUCAUGGUCCCCUGGAGGUUUUUGUCUAGUUCCCGGUUGGUCUCGGGGACGUCCCUGAGGAUGUUUUUAGGACGUUCUUUGGACAUUGUGUCAUGGUCCCCUGGAGGUUUUUGUCUAGUUCCCGGUUGGUCUCGGGGACGUCCCUGAGGAUGUUUUUAGGACGUUCUUUGGACAUUGUGUCAUGGUCCCCUGGAGGUUUUUGUCUAGUUCCCGGUUUGUCCGGGGGACGUCACCUGAUUGUCUCAAAUAAACGUCCCUCCCCCCAGUUUCAUUACACAUCACCCCUUGUUACUGUUGCCAAGCCCAUCAAGGCCCUGAUUGGUGAACCACUGAUCCAUUCACAGCUUUGUCUUUUGGUAAUGCUAGGGACACACACGCACACAAACAGUGCUUUUAACAUAGUGUUUUCAAAUGAUGUAUUUGACACAAUUUGACAUAUAUUACAUUGUGUAUGUUUAUUCAUACAGUAAUUAUUAUUUAACAUGUCCUCCCCUGGGAUUUGAACUCGCAACCUCUUAGCAUUCCAAUCUUCCUUCUAUGCCACCAUGUCUGUAUCAUCGACUGAUUUCACCUAUAGGCCUAUUCCUACACUUUGCACUUCAAAGUAAAUCUCAGCUCAGUUAAAAAUACACUCAAGAACAACUAUUAUAUUUAUCAUAGUGAUUCAGGAGUAACAGUAAAACAGAAUAUGCCCCACCAACAUUAGACAACUAUACUGAAAACCCAAACUGAAAUUGCUGAAAUAAGUAAGUGAAAUCAAUGAGAGAAUAGUUGGAUCAACUGAUAAUUAAAAUAGCAGUGCAGAUGGCACUCUUUUGUUAAGUGCAGAGGUGUAUUACAGGAAAUUAAUGUGUAGUGUACCCCAAAUAUAGAGGUCGUGAGUUCAAAUCCCAGGUGGGGUCAUAUUGAAAAGUCAGUACUAAGUGAUCAUGUCAAAUGUUAUCAUAUUGUCAUUGAUUUAAAUAUUUUUACACUAUUGUAGCUGAACAGCGUACCACUAACCUUAAAACCGCCAUACCAUUUCAUUACUUAUAAUGGUUUGGGACACCUGGGACGAUCACGUGACAAAUACCUCCAAGAAUGUCCAGGGGAGCUUCAGGGGAUCAUGACACGUCGCAAGAACGUCCUAAAAACGUCCUCGGGGACGCCGGGAAAUGGGAACUAGAAAAAGGUCCCCCAGAGAACGUUCCAUUGGGACCAUCAUGGGACGUCCUAAGAAAUAGUAAAAUGAACGUCCCAAGAAGGUCCUGACAUGAUCCUCAGUGACGUCCUGGGAACAUAUAGGAAACUAGGCGAAGGUCCCCCGGAAAAUGUUCCCAUGGGACCAUCAAGCAACGUUCUUAGAACGUUCUCAGAAUGUCAGAGGGAUAACAGUGAGCCAAAACACGUAAGGGACCUAAUGGGAACAUCGCUGAAUGUCCUCAGGGCGUCCCCUGUUUGCUGGGUUACUGCUGUUCAAUCUUCAUCUCAAUGAAUGCAUGUGCAUGUAUUCAGUUUUUUGCUGUUUAUAGUGUGCGGGUUCCUAAAUUCUUUGUCAAUAUAUUAUUUCUGUUUUAUUAUGUUUGUCUAUAUUCACCAUUUCACCAAGUCAAAUUCCGGGUAUAUGUACAGUGCGUUCGGAAAGUAUUCAGACCCCUUAACUUUUUCCACAUUUUGUUACAGCCUUAUUCUAAAAUUGAUAGUUUUUUCCCCUCAUCAAUCUACACACACUAACCCAUAAUGACAAAGCAAAAACAGGUUUUUAGAAAUGUUUAAAAAUAGAAAUCUCACAUUUACAUAAGUAUUCAGACCCUUUACUCAGUACUUUGUUUAAGCACCUUUGGCAGUGAUUACAGCCUCGAGUCUUCUUGGGUAUGACGCUACAAGCUUGGCACACCUGUAUUUGGGGAGUUUCUCCCAUUCCUCUCUGCAGAUCCUCUCAAGCUCUGUCAGGUUGGAAGGCGAGCAUCGCUGCACAGCUAUUUUCAGGUCUCUCGAGAUGUUCGAUUGGGUUCAAGUCCGGGCUCUGGUUGGGCCACUCAAGGACAUUCAGAGACUUAUUCCGAAGCCACUCCUGCGUUGUCUUGGCUGUGUGCUAAGGGUCGUUCUCCUGUUGGAAGGUGAACCUUCGACCCAGUCUGAGGUCCUGAGCGCUCUGGAGCAGGUUUUCAUCAAGAAUCUCUGUACUUUGCUCUGUUCAUCUUUCCCUCAAUCCUGACUAGUCUCCCAGUCCCUGCCUCUGAAAAACAUCCCACAGCAUGAUGCUGCCACCACCAUGCUUCACCGUAGGAAUGGUGGCAGGUUUCCUCCAGACGUGACGCUUGGCAUUCAGGCCAAAGAGUUCAAUAUUGGUUUCAUCAGACCAGAGAAUCUUGUUGCUCAUGGUCUGAGUCCUUUAGGUGCCUUUUCGCAAACUCCAAGCGGGCUGUCAUGUGCCUUUUACUGAGGAGUGGCUUCCGCCUGGCCACUCUACCAUAAAGGCCUGAUUGGUGGAGUGCAGCAGAGAUGGUUGUCCUUCUGGAAGGUUCUCCCAUCUCCACAGAGGAACUCUGGAGCUCUAUCAGAGUGACCAUCGGGUUCUUGGUCACCUCCCUGACCAAGGCCGUUCCCCCCCAGCUCUAGGAAGAUGUCUUGGUGGUUCCAAACUUUUUCCAUUUAAGAAUGAUGGAGGCCACUAUGUUCUUGGGGACAUUCAAUGCUGCAGAAAUAGUUUGGUACCCUUCCCCAGGUCAAUGCCUCGACACAAUCCUGUCUCGGAGCUCUACGGACAAUUCCUUCGACCUCAUGGCUUGGUUUUUGCUCUGACAUGCACUGUCAACUGUGGGACCUUAUAUCGACAGGUGUGUGCCUUUCCAAAUCAUGUCCAAUCCAUUGAAUUUACCACAGGUGGUCUCCAAUCAAGUUGUAGAAACAUCUCAAGAAUGAUCAAUAGAUGAUGAAUGGAAACAGGAUGCACCUGAGCUCAAUUUCGAGUCUCAAAGCAAAGGGUCUGAAUACUUAUGUAAAUAAGGUAUUUCUGUUUUUUGUUUUUAAUACAUUUGGAAAAAUGUCUAAACCUGUUUUCGCUUUGUCAUUAUGGGGUAUUGUGUGUAGAUUGAUGAAGGGAAAAAAAAAGAAUUUAAUCCAUUUUAGAAUAAGGCUGUAACAUAACAAAAUGUGGAAAAAGUCAAGGGGUCUGAAUACUUUCUGAAUGCACUGUAAAUGUCAUUUUUGAAUGAUUCUGAAUGUUGUUGAACAAUAGAACUUAUUUAUUUAUGCUUCAUAUGCUUACCCCAUCAUAACAUAAGAUUGUUUUACGCCAUACUCCAAACAAUGUAUAGCCUCAAGCAUGGUUUACAGAACUACCUUCGUUACAGUCCACCAACCAUUUCACCUAAUCACAGAUAUCUAUCCAUGUCACAGCACCAAUGGGACAGAAUGGUGUCUAACCUAGGUCUCCUGCAGGCCACAAGACUGUGUUACCCUGCUAAGCUUAAACGUAGGCAAGUUUAAUUACACCUACAUCACUUUUCAGGUGCUAUCCCCUACUGCCUUGGUGGCCAUGAGUAAGGCCCUUUGCCCCCUGCUACAAGGGCAAGGCUGACCCUGUUCUGUGUUUGGCGUGUUGAAAUCAUUCAUAACCCCAUCAUAACCUUCAUACCACUUAAAACAUCAAUCAUAUGUAAUCUUCAAAAUAUAAAUAUCUACACUGAACAAAAAUAUAAACGCAACAUGCAACAAUUUCAUAGAUUUGACUGAGUUACAGUUCAUAUAAGGAAAUCAAUCAAUUGAAAUACAUUAGGCCCUAAUCUAUGGAUUUCACAUGACUGGGAAUACAGAUAUGCAUCUGUUGGUCACAGAGACCUUAAAAAAAAGGUAGAGGCGUGGAUCAGAAAACCAGUCAGUAUCUGGUGUGACCACCAUUUGUCUCUUGCAGCGUGACACAUCUCCUUCGCAUAGAGUUUAUCAGGCUGUUGAUUGUUGCUUGUGGAAUGUUGUCCUACUCUUUAAUGGCUGUGCGACAUUGUGUUAUAUUGGCGGGAACUGGAACACGCUGUCGAUCCAGAGCAUCCCAAACAUGCUCAAUGGGUGACAUGUCUGGUGAGAAUGCAGGUCAUGGAAGAACUGGGACAUUUUCAGCUUCCAGGAAUUGUGUACAGACCCUUGCGACAUGGGGCCGUGCAUUAUCAUGCUGAAACAUGAGGUUAUGGCGGCGGAUGAAUGGCACGACAAUGGGCCUCAGGAUCUUCUAACGGUAUCUCUCUGCAUUCAAAUUGCCAUCGAUAAAAUGCAAUUGUGUUCGUUGUCCGUAGCUUAUGCUUGCCCAUACCAUAACCCCACCGCCACCAUGGGGCACGCUGUUCACAACGUUGACAUCAGCAAACCGCUCACCCACACGACGCCAUACACACUGUCUGCCAUCUGCCCAGUACAGUUGAAACUGGGAUUCAUCUGUGAAGAGCACACUUCUCCAGCGUGCCAGUGGCCAUCAAAGGUGAGCAUUUGCCCACUGAAGUUGGUUACGACUCUGAACUGCAGUCAUGUCAAGACCCUGGUGAGGACGACUAGCACGCAGAUUAUCUUCCCUGAGACGUUUUGUGCAGAAAUUAUUCGGUUGUGCAAACCCACAGUUUCAUCAGCUGUCCAGGUAGCUGUUCUUAGACAAUCCCGCAGGUGAAGAAGCCGGAUGUGGAGGUCCUGGGCUGGCAUGGUCUGUGGGUGUGAGGCAGGUUGGACGUACUGCCAAAUUCUCUAAAACGACAUUGAAGGCGCCUUAUGGUAGAGAAAAUAACAUUAAAUUCUCUGGCAUCAGCUCUGGUGGACAUUCCUGCAGUCAGCAUGUCAAGUUGAGGGAGCGUGCAAUUGGCAUCUGUGGCGUUGUGUGACACACAACUGCACAUUUUAGAGUGGCCUUUUAUUGUCCCCAGCACAAGGUGCACCUGUGUAAUGAUCAUGCUGUUUAAUCAGCUUCUUGAUAUGCCGCACCUGUCAGGUGGAUGGACUAUCUUGGCAAAGGAGAAAUGCUCACUAACAGGGAUGUAAACAAAUUUGGGCAUACUUAUUUUGAGAAAUAAGCUUUUUGUGCGUAUGGAACAUUUCUGGGAUCUUUUAUUUCAGCGCUCGAAACAUGGGACCAACAUGUUUCACUUUUAUAUUUUUGUUCAGUAUAGUUUAAUUGAGCUGGAUGGUUGCUGGUGUUACUGACUGGGUUAGUUCUGCGCAGCACACGACUUUGAUAGCCUCUGCUGAACUGAAACCAAGGUGUUAAUUUGACACCAAUUGCCCUGGUGCCAUCCAGAUCUGCCAAACAGCUUUGAAAUCGUUCAAAUACUUUUGAGUGUUUGCUUGAGCCUGCCUCGAGUGCCGGAUUGAUGGGUUUUGCACUUUUGGGACUAUUCCAUGUCCAUUACAAUAAUGGAAAUAACACAAACAUUGUUAUUACAUGAUCAGUUGAAGUUAUUGUUAUUCAUUAAAAAAAGUUGCUACUGACCUGAUAACAUAAUAACCACCGGAUAACAUAAUUAGCUUGAUUUAAUAAUGAUCAAAUGAAGUGUUACCCGUUUGUGUGUGUGUGUGUGUGUGGUGAGACUAUGCAUGUGUGUACAUUUCAAUGUGUGCUUGUGAGUGUCUAUGUAUUCCUGUAUGAUGUGCAUGAGUUUGUUUGUAUUGUGAUUGGGAGUAGGUGGUAUGUGCAUCAAAUUGAGAGUAGUAGUACAUAAAAACAUUGAUUUAGGUAUGUUAUCACAUGAUUGGUUGAAGUUAUUAGAUUAUUCAUAAAGUUGUUACUCACCAGUUAAUGUCAUAACCACCGGUUAAUGUAAUAACUUAUUACAAUUUAGCUGAAAAAGUAAAGUUUACCAUUCAACAAUUUAAUUAAGUUUACUGGCAAGUUAUUACAUUUACCAGGUUUAUAAAAAAUAUAUACAGUGGGGAAAAAAUGUAUUUAGUCAGCCAAGUUCUCCCACUUAAAAAGAUGAGAGAGGCCUGUAAUUCUCAUCAUAGGUACACGUCAACUAUGACAGACAUUGAGAUUUUUUUUCUCCAGAAAAUCACAUUGUAGGAUUUUUAAUGAAUUUAUUUGCAAAUUAUGGUGCAAAAUAAGUAUUUGGUCACCUACAAACAAGCAAGAUUUCUGGCUCUCACAGACCUGUAACAACUUCUUUAAGAGGCUCCUCUGUCCUCCACUCGUUACCUGUAUUAAUGGCACCUGUUUGAACUUGUUAUCAGUAUAAAAGACACCUGUCCACAACCUCAAACAGUCACACUCCAAACUCCACUAUGGCCAAGACCAAAGAGCUGUCAAAGGACACCAGAAACAUAAUUGUAGACCUGCACCAGGCUGGGAAGACUGAAUCUGCAAUAGGUAAGCAGCUUGGUUUGAAGAAAUCAACUCUGGGAGCAAUUAUUAGGAAAUGGAAAACAUACAAGACCACUGAUAAUCUCCCUCGAUCUGGGGCUCCACGCAAGAUCUCACCCCGUGGGGUCAAAAUGAUCACAAGAACGGUGAGCAAAAAUCCCAGAACCACACGGGGGGACCUAGUGAAUGACCUGCAGAGAGCUGGGACCAAAGUAACAAAGCCUACCAUCAACACCAGUAACACACUACGCCGCCAGGGACUCAAAUCCUGCAGUGCCAGACGUGUCCCCCUGCUUAAGCCAGUACAUGUCCAGGCCCGUCUGAAGUUUGCUAGAGUGCAUUUGGAUGAUCCAGAAGAGGAUUGGGAGAAUGUCAUAUGGUCAGAUGAAACCAAAAUAUAACUUUUUGGUAAAAACUCAACUCGUCGUGUUUGGAGGACAAAGAAUGCGGAGUUGCAUCCAAAGAACACCAUACCUACUGUGAAGCAUGGGGUGGAAACAUCAUGCUUUGGGGCUGUUUUUCUGCAAAGGGACCAGGACGACUGAUCCGUGUAAAGGAAAGAAUGAAUGGGGCCAUGUAUCGUGAGAUUUUGAGUGAAAACCUCCUUCCAUCAGCAAGGGCAUUGAAGAUGAAACAUGGCUGGGUCUUUCAGCAUGACAAUGAUCCCAAACACACCGCCUGGGCAACGAAGGAGUGGCUUCGUAAGAAGCAUUUCAAGGUCCUGGAGGGGCCUAGCCAGUCUCCAGAUCUCAACCCCAUAGAAAAUCUUUGGAGGGAGUUGAAAGUCCGUGUUGCCCAGCGACAGCCCCAAAACAUCACUGCUCUAGAGCAGUUCUGCAUGGAGGAAUGGGCCAAAAUACCAGCAACAGUGUGUGAAAACCUUGAAGACUUACAGAAAACGUUUGACCUGUGUCAUUGCCAACAAAGGGUAUAUAACAAAGUAUUGAGAAACUUUUGUUAUUGACCAAAUACUUAUUUUCCACCAUAAUUUGCAAAUAAAUUCAUAAAAAAUCCUACAAUGUGAUUUUCUGGAUUUUCUUUUCUCAUUUUGUCUGUCAUAGUUGACGUGUACCUAUGAUGAAAAUGACAGGCCUCUCAUCUUUUUAAGUGGGAGAACAUGCACAAUUGGUGGCUGACUAAAUACUUCCCCCCCCCACUGUAUAUAUGUGUGUUUUAUUACAAAUAGAAAAGUUAUUACAUUUACCGUUGUUACAAUCCACUCCACAACUAAAGUUAAAUGGUUAAAUAGACCAUUCAGCCUAAUCUGUUUUUUCUCUGCAUGGACAGGCCCUGGUGGAUACCCAGUCUACGGGCAGACCAAGCCCUCCAUGACCCCCUUUGGGCAGCCCAUGGCUGGGCCGGGGAUGGCCAAUAACCCAUUCAUGGUGAGCGUCUAGUAGCUUAUGUGUGUGUUUCCAGAUCUUGUUGCGGGACCGAAGGAUGCAUUGUGCUCUUUUAAUAGUAAUACUUGUAAUACAAGUGUGAAACACUUUGUGCCUGACUUUGUGACCAACAAAUACAAGUCUGAACAAUUGACUUACACAUGCAUCUUCUGCAUGGGUCCAAUGUAAAAACAGCUAUGUGGUUGGUCACCCAUGCAGCCUCGCUCUCUGCUAACUUCAUGGAUGAGUUUGGAAGUCAUGCUGAUAGUCAUGUUAUUUUACGAUAUUGAAUAACCAUUUGUUUUCAACCAGGCGGGAGCCCUGGCUGGACCCUACCCCACUGGAGGCUCAUCCACCAACCCCUUCCUGUAGUGCGCCUCCCACCCCGUCAACUCCACCAGAGGGAAGCAUGCAGCACCGAUUCAAUGCACCGGCUCCGUCACACCCUGUGAUGUGACAGUACAUUUCUGAAACUCUGAAUUUAUUAAAAGCUUAGUUUACGACACUAUAAAGGACUAUGGGAUUUGGGACUGCCAUGGAAUGAUGCCCUUGGACUAAAUACGUUCUCUAUACAUUUAUUUUUUUGUUAUGUUUGACAGCUCUUUAUUGUGCAUAUCGGCAUUUGUAAUCACGUUAAAAUACAAGGUAUAGUAAGGACUCGACGUGGUUGGGCAACAUUGUGGAUGUGCCACUAUGUUUCUACCAGUGGGUUUAUAGGAUAACUAACAGGGUCGUAUACAAGUCUAGGAGGGAACUGAGGUAACGUAAAGAUUUUUUGCCUCGAACGAUGAGGAUUAGAUGUUGGCGAAUAAUCAGGCUGGCAGAGGAGUCAUGCACCUAAUUCUAUUUGAGGGGGCACUAUUGGCCAAAUUCAGUAUAAUUUAAUUCUGUGUAAAAGAAACAAUCUAUUGUGUAAUGGUUUCAAUUGGCAUGACGCCUCUGCCUGUAGGUAUGGCAUCCGGAAAGGGACUUUUAUUUGGUGCAUAAUUAAAGCCACUAUUACU
Coregonus sp. 'balchen' is the source of this 14388-nucleotide messenger RNA. The record is from the annotation of a GenBank genome assembly. NCBI's taxonomy places the organism in Eukaryota, Metazoa, Chordata, Actinopteri, Salmoniformes, Salmonidae.